This is a messenger RNA of Pelodiscus sinensis (Chinese soft-shelled turtle), 1759 nucleotides long. Lineage: Eukaryota; Metazoa; Chordata; Testudines; Trionychidae. The record is from RefSeq and is a predicted model, not a curated record.
AUGGGAGAUGAACCAGGAUUAGAUUUCUUCCCUUUCCUAUCAGGAGACAAUCAGAUCUUAACAAGGUUCUGGGAAUUUGUUUCUGACAAAGUUUGCUUUGUGUUAUUGCAGGAUGCUUCAUCUGUAGACAUUAGGAAAGCAUAUCGUAAGCUUUCACUAACUCUACACCCAGAUAAGAACAAAGAUGAAAAUGCAGAAACCCAGUUUAGACAAUUGGUGGCUAUAUAUGAGGUUUUAAAGGAUGAAGAGAGAAGGAAGAAGUAUGAUGAUAUUCUGAUCAAUGGACUACCAGAUUGGCGACAGCCUGUAUUCUACUACAGGCGGGUGAGAAAAAUGAGCAAUGCUGAGCUGGCAUUACUGUUGUUCAUUAUUCUCACAGUGGGUCAUUAUGCUGUGGUUUGGUCAAUCUACCUGGAAAAACAGUGGGGUGAACUGCUUAGCAAAAAAAAGAGAGACAAGAAGAAAAAAACAGGAAGCAGGAGUGCAGAUGAAGUAAAACUUGGUCCUGCUGACAAAAAUGAAAGAUCAUUGGAAAAACCACAGUGGCGUGAUUUACUUCCAUGCAAGCUGGGAAUUUUGUUCUGUCUUACUAUAAAAGCAUUACCUCAGCUGUUGCAGGAUGCCAGACAAUCAUAUAUAGAAAAUAAAGAAAAAAACAUGAAGGCGAGAGAAGAUGCCCUGGCUAGAGCUGAACUUGAAACACUUCAGAAGGAGAAGAAACCUAAAGUCAAGAAACCAAAGUCUGAAUUCCCUAUAUAUAUUGCUUCAGAAUCCAAUGCAUAUAUACCGUCAUAUGAUCACGGAGCAUCUAUUGAAGAGAUUGAGGAACAGGUGGAUGAUUGGUUGGAGAAUAAGAACAGAACAUACAAAAAAAAGGCACCUGAAUGGACAGAAGAGGACCUUAGCCAGCUGACAAGAAGUAUGGUUAAGUUCCCAGGGGGGACCCCAGGUCGAUGGGAAAAGAUUGCUCACGAAUUGGGUCGAUCAGCGGCAGAUGUCACCAUGAAAGCAAAGCAAUUGAAGGAAUCUGUUGCACAUACCCCAGGAAUUGUUAGAUUCUCUGAUCUUAGAAACUUGGCCCAGAAUUCGAGAAAUGCCAAAACCAACUUGGAUUUGCCAGACAAUAUAAUUACACAGCGAGAUAUAGAUGAGGAGGAGGAGGAGAAAGAGAAGGAGAACUAUGAUCAUGACCCAGAACAGAUGGAUAUUCCAACAAAUCACAGAGAGGCUAUGCCAAGUGAAACUAGACACCGCAAGCGAAAAAUAGCCAAUUCAUCUGAAAUAACUCUAGCAACAAUGAAAGAGGUGGUAGAAGAUAAAUGCAGGGGAAAGCGUCAGAAAGACUUUGAUAACACAGAAAAGGAUGAAUAUAGCGAUGAUGAGAGCAGAAAAAAAGAGAAAAGCCAUGGUUCUGAAGAACUGUGGACUCAGAAUCAACAGAAUCGUCUUGAAUUAGCCUUACAACAGUAUCCAAAGGGAACAUCAGACCGCUGGGAUAAGAUAGCAAAAUGUGUCCCAGGAAAAAGUAAGGAAGAGUGUGUGGCAAGAUACAAGUUGCUUGUUGAACUGGUACAAAAGAAAAAAAUGGCUAAAAGCUGAAUCUUCUGAGCAAAAGAGUUUUAUUUCUAUUUUUCAGAAUGAGAUUAUAUUUUAAAUCUCAUAUGCAGACAUUUGAAUUUUUGUACUGCAGUAUUUCUAUCUGUCAUGUGCCUUAGUAAAAACAAAAUAUCAAUAAAUCUUAUGCUGUCUUGCUUAACAA